AUGGAUGUUUGCACUGCUUUUGCAGUUGCAUUUAAUGCGAACACCACUCAGAACUAUGUUGGUUCUAGAAGUUUUAUUCAAGAAACACAAAUAACUAGUUCAGUUUUAGGUAAUUUGUUGGAUGUUGUUAAGGAGGUACAGGUAGCACGUGUUGAGCUUCAAAAUCUGACCUACUCAAGUUCUUGUCCUCCAUCUGUUAAGCAACUUGAACUACAUCUUCACUUCAUUGAUUUUAGCAGUGGUAGAAAAGUGGCAUUGAUUCUUGACAUGUCAUGUUUAAAAUGGACAAGAUUUGGCUUUAUGUUGGACACAGUUAAGUGUAACGCCCUCAAAAUAAUAACACCCUCUUCAUUCCUGUUUGUUUUGUUUCGUUCUCUCUCUACUACCCCAAGCCCUAGUUCUCCUCCUGCUGCUGCUUUAAUAACGAAUCAACCUAAAACUUUACCCACACUGCGAUGCAAUGAUCUCCAAGACGCUGUAAAUUCGUUCAAUCGCAUGAUCCAAAUGCGACCUUUGCCCCCCAUUUCUCAUUUCAACAAAGCUUUAGGUCCUCUUUUGAAAUUGGGUCAUUACGACAUCGCUCUUCCUCUUAUUGGGAAAUUGCAUUUUCUAGGCAUUCAGGUCGAUAUCUGCACCUUCAACAUUGCUAUUAACUGUUAUUGCCGCCUGAAUCAAGUCCAUUUUGGGUUCUCUCUUUUGGGUACCCUCUUCAAACGCGGUUAUACACCUGAUGUAACUACCUUCAACACUCUGUUAAAUGGACUUAUUUUGGAUGAGAAAACCCCUGAAGCUGUAGAGUUAUUUAAGAAAUUAAUGAGAAUGAGAGAAAUUGAACCCGAUGUGGUUAUGUAUGGAACCAUUGUUAAUGGGCUCUGCAGAACGGGGAACACUAUCAGGGCUGUUAGUUUGCUUAGGAUAAUGGAAGAGGGAAGCUGUAAACCUGACACCAUAGUGUAUAACACGAUCAUUGACAGUCUUUGCAAGGAUAGAAUGAUGGAUGAUGCUAUGAAACUCUUUUCUAAGAUGAAUCAACAAGGCAUUCAUCGAGAUGUUGUCACUUAUACCUCCUUGAUUCAUGGUCUAUGUAAUUUUGGUUGGUGGAAGGAGGCUACCGGAAUGUUUAGAGAAAUGUUGGAUAGUGAUAUUGCUCCAGAUGUUCAUACGUAUAGUGUGUUGCUAGAUGCAUGUACCAAGGAAGGGAAGAUGAAAGAGGCAGAGGGGGUACUUGAAGUCAUGAUACAAAGAGGUGUGGAUCCUAAUGUAGUCACAUACAGUACUCUAAUGGAUGGAUAUUGUCUGCAAGGCCACAUGGAUGAAGCAAUUAGAGUGUUCAAUGCCAUGGUGGAGAGGGGCCUUCAACCUAAUGUGUUUAGCUAUACCAUUCUAAUCAAUGGAUAUUGCAAGAAAAUGAAAAUAGAUGAGGCCAUGCUUCUCUUUCGAGAAUUGCCUCGAAGGGGGCUGAAACCCGACAGUGGAACUUUCAACGCUAUUUUAUGGGGUUUGUUUCAAACAGGUAGAUGUGGAGCUGCUCAAAAACUUUUUGACGAUAUGCAAGCUGCAGGCAUAAAUCCAGAUUCUCGAACUUAUGGUAUCUUAUUGGAUGGGUUGUGCAAAAAUGGGCAUAUUUCUGAAGCAUUGUCAUUAUUCCACAUGAUGGAAAGCUACGGUUUACUUCUUGAUAUUGUUAAGUAUAAUAUCCUCAUUGAUGCAUUCUGCAAAGAUAAAAAGUUUGACACUGCAAGGGCCAUUUUCAGUUACCUUUCUUCCAAGGGAUUACAACCUGAUGUUAAGACAUACACUAUCAUGAUACAAGGUCUUUGUGAAGAAGGCCUACUACAUGAAGCUAAAGAGUUGUUUGUUAAAAUGGAACAGAAUGGUUGCUUGGCAGAUGAUGUCACUUACAACACUAUUAUCCGAGGAUUUAUUGGACAACACAAGUGCUAUGAGGCAUUAAUACUUGUUGAGGAAAUGGUUCAAAGGGGUUUCUCAGCAGAUGCAUCCACUUUUCUCUUGAUUGUGGACAUACUCUCAACUAAAGGACAAGAUCCCGCUCUCUGA
Molecule: messenger RNA, 2058 nt
Organism: Camellia sinensis
Lineage: Eukaryota; Viridiplantae; Streptophyta; Magnoliopsida; Ericales; Theaceae
Source: RefSeq, a predicted model, not a curated record